Molecule: messenger RNA, 1069 nt
Organism: Paramecium sonneborni
Lineage: Eukaryota; Ciliophora; Oligohymenophorea; Peniculida; Parameciidae
Source: the annotation of a GenBank genome assembly
CAUGGGAAACACAACUUCUAAUCAUCCUCAAAUUACACAAGUCUUUAUAGAAUAUCCAUUUUAACAUAAAAAUUGUCUUAUUGCCUCUCAAUCUUCAUCUAGAAAAAUAUUAAAAGCUGCUUCUAAAAGAAAUGAAUUACCACAUAGAAUAAAUAGACGAUUUGCACCCAAUAUACUUAAGUCUUUAGAAUUUAAAAGUUAGGGUAAUCAUUAUAUAAAAAUGAAACAAUAUAAAAAAGCUAUUGAAUCAUACACAUAAGCUAUUGUAAGUUCAACCUUAUAACUAGAAUCUCUAUGAUCAUGAUUCUAUCUAUUUUUCUAAUCGUUCUGUUGCUAAUAAACUUCUUAAUAGAUUUUAAGAAGCUAAAUAAGAUGCUUAACAAGCCCUUAAAAUUGAUUAAUUUAACUCUAGAGCACAUUUUCUUUAUGGUACUCUUAUUUUAAUAGAAGUACAAAUGUUUCCAGAUAUUAGUGAUUCACUUAUCAAGUAAGCUUAAUUAGGAAUCAAAGAACUUGAAUACGGUAAUAAAAUCUAUAUAUUUAUAGCAUCCGAAUAGAUUUAAUUAAAUUAAAAUCAAUAACAAAAUAAAUUAAAAGUUUUGAUCAAUUAAAAUCUAGCUAAAGGAAAACGAAUGAUUUAUUUAAUAAGAUAAGAAAUAGACAAAAAAAGUAUACUUAUUAUUCAUUUCCUAUAGAUGUCCAAUUUCUUAAAUAAACUUUAAAGGAUAUUGCAAAUAGAUAACAUCAUCGAUUAGAUUGGAAUUAAAUUGAAUAAAAUAUACAAAAGAAAACUGAUAUCAUUUUGCCAGAAUAUUUUGUUUGUCCAAUAACAUAUGAAAUUAUGUAUGAACCUAUACUUCUUAAUUCUGGUUUAACAUAUGAUAAAAAUAGUAUUCAAAAAUAAUUUAAAUAAAAUGGUUAUUUUGAUCCUAUAACAAGAGAAAGUAUCGAUCCUUUGGGAUUGAUUUAAAAUAUAUAACUUUAAUAAGGAAUUCAAGAAAUUUAAUCAUAAUAUGGAUGGGUAGGGAUAGAAAAUGAGAAUGAUUACAAGGCAAUUAAAUUUGAAUGA